Labrus mixtus (cuckoo wrasse) is the source of this 2083-nucleotide messenger RNA. RefSeq lists its product as uncharacterized. The transcript is spliced from 7 exons. Gene Ontology annotation, molecular function: sodium channel regulator activity. The record is from RefSeq and is a predicted model, not a curated record. Lineage: Eukaryota; Metazoa; Chordata; Actinopteri; Labriformes; Labridae. Gene Ontology annotation, biological process: sodium ion transport; regulation of heart rate by cardiac conduction; cardiac muscle cell action potential involved in contraction. Gene Ontology annotation, cellular component: voltage-gated sodium channel complex. The coding region runs from base 224 to 898 and encodes 224 amino acids.
AUUCACACGCUCUAAAUAUAGCUGCCUUAAAGUCAGACAGACUGCAGGAGAGACUGCUGUGAAACAACACGAGGACUUAAGUAUUUUUUUUCGUCCACAGUUUCUGUCUUUGUUGGCCUUCAUGAACCGAAGAUUAUCGAACUGAUGGACCGACAGCCCCGUCUGGAUCAAAGGGUGGACUAGUUUGUUGUGAGGAAUCCAGAGACUUUAUCAGCUGGAAGAAAUGUUAUGCCACUGUGUUCUUUUAGUCGGCCUCAGUCUUUUCGUGUCUCGGUGUGAUGGCGGCUGUUCGGAGGUGGACUCCAUGACCGAAGCUGUGGCAGGAGAAGGAUUCCUGUUGGGCUGCAUCUCCUGUAAGAGACGAGAGGAGGUCCCUGCCAGAGCCACCGUAGACUGGCACUUCAGACCGCUGGGAGAGGAGGAGGAGGUGGAGGUGGAGGAGGAGGAGUUCAGGCAUAUUUUCCACUAUGACCACCCCUCGGCCGACAUCCUCCAUGAAGAUUUCAGUGAGCGCCUGGAGUGGCGCGGGACGAAAAACACGGAUAUUCAGAUAGGAGCCAUUUACAUUACUAACGUCACCUUCAAUGACAUGGGGACAUACCGCUGCACCAUCCACCGCACGCUCUUCCUGCCCCAGUACAACGAGCAUGUCACAGUGGAGAAGGAGGUGGAGCUCAGCGUGGUGCCUGUGGCCAAUAGGGAGCUGACGUCGGUGAUCUCAGAGAUUAUGAUGUACGUGCUGAUAGUGGUUCUGCAGCUGUGGCUCGUCGUUGUUCUUGUCUACUGUUACAAGAAGAUUUCAGAGGAGCACGAGGCUCGGGAGGCCCGCAAAGCUCUCAAAGCUCAGGCGGAACUCAUAGAAUCAAAAGACAACUGUGACGGGGUGCAGCUCGAGUAAAAGCCUGGUAAAGCACAAGUCACCUCUGCAAGACUCAAGCUUCACUGCUGCAUCAUGAUUCGAAACUCCUGUAAUGGAGGUUGAUUUGGAUUUUUUUAUUUGUGUGAUGCUCAUUUGUGUCUUCAACGUUUACAGUUAUGUGUGAAUACAAGCUGAAGGUGCAGAAGACAGCAGGCAGAUUUCCCCUUAGAUUUACUAGACCUGUUGUCUCUUCGAUGUCCCAUGAGACAACAAUGACUCGCAUUACUUGUUUGUGGAUUUGAACGUAAAGCUUUCAAUCCAAUGAACUUCUUUUUUAUUCCAUAGUCAUCUAUGAUAUGUGAUUUUCUUAGUACAGGAAAAAUUACAAAUUAUUUAAUCAGAAAAAAACGAAAUCAGAUUCUUGUUAUAAUGUCUUUAAUUAUAACUAACCCAAUUAUAAAUACACUUUUUCACUUUUUGUAAACGUUUGACGGAGUAUAAACACCUUCCAAUAAUAAUAACGAGGCUGCAGAAUCUUGGUAAGUGUGUGAAAUAGUGCGGACAUGAACAGAUCAUCAGUUUCCAAAUGGCUGAAGAAUCGAUGAACCGUCUGUCGAUGAUCUGAGCAAAUUAUUCAGCAAAGACAACUGCAUGAAAAAAUAUUUGAAAACAUCCCAUCAAACAUUGAAUGUAUUGGUAUGCCUCAGCUUCACAGACUACUCUCCGGAUCUCAGGAAAUCUGUGUCUUUAAAGCGAUAGAUUUCAAACUAAAUAAAUCGAUAAGUCAAAUGGUUUUAGGUAACAUUAGUCUGUGAGUGUGCUGGGUUAUAUGAAGACGGGUCCUUUGAGGAUAUUCAUGUCCUCGGUUUUUAAUUCUCUUUGAAAAAGAAGAACAUGCAAAUCAAAUGUGUAACGAUUGACCAAUGUCAUGUCUUAAAAACUGCCAUAUGAGAUUUCUUCACUUUCACUUUAAGAGUCUCUUGGUAUCUGAGCGCUCCUGAAACCUUGAGAUUUUUAAUGUGGGCUGUGACAUCACAUCCAAGCCAGCUUUAGUGAGCCUUAAUCCUGAGCAGCAUGUCUUAAUUUAGCUGUGUGAAAAUGUAAAAAAAAAAAAAAAAAAAAAAAAUACACUGCUGUAGUCAAUCCAAUCUUUUCUGUUACUUCUCGUCUCUUCUUCUCUGUAAGUUUGUAAAUUAACCUGAUUAAAGAAAACGCUUUGGUAAA